Messenger RNA from Dendronephthya gigantea, 1583 nucleotides. Its product is annotated as lymphocyte expansion molecule-like. The record is from RefSeq and is a predicted model, not a curated record. Bases 248 to 1450 code for a protein of 400 amino acids. The transcript is spliced from 12 exons. Lineage: Eukaryota; Metazoa; Cnidaria; Anthozoa; Malacalcyonacea; Nephtheidae.
AUAAUGCAAACGUCGGCUUGAUAAUUCUCGAUAUCACACUCAACCUCAUCCAAUAGUUGUCAAUCACCGCUUGGACGUCCUGUGGCCGAAGCGUCCUUUGAUUUGUUGCCAUAGAGACAAGGUAUUUUUUAAUUCCAACAGGCAACAUGGACAUGGUCGAAGCGGAGGAGCGCGAAGUCAAGAGUAAAUUUGUUUAAUUUUUUGCCGAAAGAGAAGCGUCUUUUCAUGAAGUGAAACAACAAAUCAGAUGUCUUCGAAAGGCUUUCGCGGUGCACCUUUCGGCGUCCAAAGCGCUCGAUUUGAUGUGUCUGGUUUACAUCCUAAAAGCAAGACACCUGGAACCUUAACUCAAGUCGCCUAUGACAAAAAAUCCAUCAGUGAUCUUAGUCGAAGUCUUGGACCUGGCAAGUACAACGUGGCUAAUGGCUCCUUCUGUGAAAAAGCCGUCCGGGAAAGAUCAUCUGGGCCAGGUUGGGAAAGAGCUUAUGAAACGAUGCAGGAAGCUAAGUGUCCGCACCUACUCUAUAAAGAAGAAUGGAACAAAAAACAGUUGCAGAAAAAACAACUUGGACCUGGAACAUACGAGAUAAAAGACUUUGCUGAAUUACUGGAUUCCAAACCGGGAAGUGUUCGUGGAAUUUGUGAAACAAGAGAGAGACGAUUUCUUGCUGCGGGGAAGAGCGAUAUCCCGGGUCCUGGAACAUACGGAAAAGGUGGAAUACCUAACGCUGCUGUAGAGGAAAAGCAAAAACUGUCAGCAAGUAAUGUUGGGAUGCUGGAGUCAGGAAAAUCUGAGCGAAAACUCCCAGAAGUGGGUUCCCAUCUAUGUCCUGGUCAGUAUAAUUCAAAAAGCUUUACGGACAAACUCGCCGAAAGAGUUGUCAGUAAACGCGGUCCGUACGAUCUUUUCACUGGAUCAAGAAACAAGCCCAUUACUGCUGGACACUUUGCUGUUCCGAUUCGAGCCAACCUUGGUCCUGGGCAAUACGACAUUCAAUCAUUUCUACACGAAUUUAAGAGCGAACAUAAAAAUCGUCACGGAAGGUUUUUGAAAUUAGAAAGAUUCCCGGAUUAUCCGGCAAAUAGAAUUUACUUCAGCACACUGAGUCAAUGUCCCCAAGGAAAGACCGACGUUGGACCCGGUUCUUAUACACCACGCAGCCUCAGUAAAUCCGAGCCAAUAAAACGGCCUGGAUUUGGUUCCUCGGCUGGACGCUUUGAUAAACACGCCAGAAAAUUCUUCCUUGCAAGCAAUAAUCCAGUUGGCCCAGGUCGUUAUGACAUGGAGAGAUAUCACGAAGCACAACCAGCAAAUGGUAACUCAAGCGUGUUUAAAUCGAAAACGGGCAAAUUUGAUUUGGUUCGGGACAAGUACAUGACAGAAAGAAUAAGAGAAAAAGACCUGCGGCCUGAGGAAAGGGUCUUUAUAGUGCCCAUCGAUGUCAUGUGAUUUCUAUAUCACCACCAUUUUUCAACACGAACUUUAGAAUUUUGUACUUAUUUUCAUAGAUCAUUUUGUAGCCAAGCACCCGCAUGAAUUUUUGUAAAUCACGAUUGAAUGGAAUAAAAUGCAAUUCAGUUUG